AUGAAAGGUUAUGAGAUUCUUGGUUUCUUAGGAAUUCUAAGGGAGUGCAUAAAGGUUAUAUCCAAAAAUGGGAAGCUCAUAGCCAUCAUAACCACAAUCUCCAUCCUCCUAAACUCCCUCCUCUUGGUCACCAUGUCCUCCUCCACCCAGCCCGCAAUCAGCGACUUAUUCACCCAAGAAACCCUUCGCCCUCUUUUGAACCCCAAUACGACAUAUAUCACGUUCGAACGUAUCAAGAAAGAUGUUCAAAUCAUCAUCGGAUUUGAAUUCCUAUAUUUUCUUCCUUCCUUGGCUAUCUCCCUCUUUUCCUUUGUCACAAUGGUUCUGGCAUCGGUCGUAGCUUACAGCGAUAGGAACCUGUCUUUUGCGGAUUUUCUUUGGAGAAUCCCAAAGUUGUGUCUUAGAAAUUUAGUUACUUCGUUCCACUGUACACUUCUCGGGACAGGUUACUUUGGCCUUUUCUUAAUUUUGUUGAUUUCUCUAGUGAUUCUAUGUUUCGAUCACCCUCUUGUCGGAAUACCCAUCGUCAUCACACUUGGCUUUCUCGCCUUAAUCUUCUUCACGUACUUAGCUGUCGUCUGGGACAUGGCCUCGGUGAUUUCAGUGAUCGAGAAGAGCUGUUAUGGAAUUCAGGCAUUUGGAAAAGCUGAAGGGCUUGUUAAGGGGAAUAGACUACAUGGGUUUACACUAAGUCUUCUCUGUACAAUAGUAAUGGUGAUUAUUAGUAACAUUUUUAAGGUUAGACCAAAUCAACAAUCCGUAUCGAUGCAGAUCAUUUGUGGAUUUUUCGCAACAGCUUUCAAUUGCCUGGUGGAAAUGGUUUAUGUCUUGAGCUACACAGUUUUGUAUUUCCAGUGCAAGGAAUUACAUGGUGAAGAGGUUGAAUUGGAAGAAAGCUUUGAGUAUAGUAAAAUCCCCGAUAAAGAAGCAGCACAAGGGCAAGUUCGUGUGUGA
Rhododendron vialii is the source of this 954-nucleotide messenger RNA. RefSeq lists its product as uncharacterized. The coding region runs from base 1 to 954 and encodes 317 amino acids. The transcript has a single exon. NCBI's taxonomy places the organism in Eukaryota, Viridiplantae, Streptophyta, Magnoliopsida, Ericales, Ericaceae. The record is from RefSeq and is a predicted model, not a curated record.